Molecule: messenger RNA, 885 nt
Organism: Arthroderma uncinatum
Lineage: Eukaryota; Fungi; Ascomycota; Eurotiomycetes; Onygenales; Arthrodermataceae
Exons: 2
Coding region: 1-885 (294 amino acids)
Molecular function (GO): protein binding
Source: RefSeq, a predicted model, not a curated record
AUGGAUAAGCCUUUUGGCAAGCUCAUCCGCUCGGAUAUAUUUACAUUCCAUAUUGGAGCCGAGAAGGCUCCUUUUGCGGUUCAUUCUGUGGCCAUAGCGGCGCAAUCUCCCGCCCUGGAUGCUCUUGUCAAUAGCAAUAUGAUUGAAGCCCACUCUAGAACCGUCACCUGGCCCGACGUCGAUGCUGACACAUUUGUUCGAUUUUGCGAAUUUUGCUAUCUGAACGAUUACUCUCCACCUAGCUGUCAACAGGCCAAUGAUAACGAUGAGAGAAGUGAGGAAAUACCAGAUGCAGACCGAUGGUCUGAGCCUAGCGACGCCCAGCCAGAAUCGCAGCGCGAGCCCGAGUUUUUUGGGCAAGUGGUUUCUUCCAGCAAGUCUAAACUCAAAAAGAGGGGGAAACAGGCGCCUGUUGUCCAGCCUCUUCUUUCAGAAAAGGAUUACCCUCUUCCGGACUGCUGUGUGCAGUUAGACGAAAGGCUUACCACCUUCUCCAACGUGUCGGCAGACCAGGACUUUACUCCCGUCUUUCUUGGCCACGCUCGGCUGUAUGUGGUAGCCGACAAAUAUGGUAUUCAGCCCCUUAAAGACCUCGUGCUAUACAAACUUUAUAAGACCUUAAAAAAUUUCACCUUUUUUGCCACAAGGAUUAGAGACAUUAUCGAGCUUAUCAGAUUUGCGUACCAUGACGAUAACACUCGUGGACGUGUGGAUGGAAUCGAUGGCUUAAGGAAGCUGGUUACGGACUCCGUGGUAUAUUGGUCGGAUUGCAUUACCGGGCAUGACGACUUUCUUGAACUUUUGCAAGAAGGUGGCGAGUUCAUCACAGAUUUCUGGAAGGUGGUGCGGAAGGCUGCUUCAUUUCCCCUUCGGGAGCAGGAAUAG